AUGAACGAGACAUUGAUCUAUUUUUGGAUUCAAAUCAUUCAUUAUGCAUGCGAAGCAACAAAAAAUCCAACAAAUGAUUUUACGGGCUUUUUAUUAAUGAAUCCCCAAUUGCUGAACGAAACCGAACUACCGUUGGCUUAUUAUAAAAAGGACACAUUAUUUAGUGCCCAGGCAAAAACAGCGUUCGUUUUACCAGACCUUAAGCAGUUACCAAGUAUUUUACCUGCAUCCGCUUCCGCUAAUAAUAGAGUGGAGAAAACAGUAAACCCGGUACACGAGCAACCAGUUGAUGAAUUAGAAGAUGAUGAAUUUUUGAGGCAGUUUGAGUCGUGUACGCUGAUAAAUUGGUCUCAUAAAACUCACUUACGUAUGGCAUGGCUUUAUUUGACGCGUGACGGUCGCCGUGUAGGAGUAAAAAAAAUAUUUGAUGGCAUUAAGAAUUUUAUUGACAAUAGUCAAAUAUCACGCAAGACAACAUUUCGCUUUACAAUGACGUAUUUUUGGAUUCAAAUGAUCGAUUUAGCCAUCGCACAAAGUCCAAAAGACAUAAGCUUUGAAGAAUUUCUGCGCAUAAACCCGCAUUUGUUGGACGGGGGCUUAUUUCUGGGAUAUUACAAGAAGGAAACAAUGUUGAAUAACCCGACUGCCAGACAAGAGAUGGUAUUGCCUGACAUUAAACCGUUACCAAGCUUGGUCAUAGCCAAAAGCAAAAACUGA
Messenger RNA from Didymodactylos carnosus, 717 nucleotides. The record is from the annotation of a GenBank genome assembly. NCBI's taxonomy places the organism in Eukaryota, Metazoa, Rotifera, Eurotatoria, Philodinida, Philodinidae.